GAAAGAUGUUCAUCGAUUCGUAUCUUGUGGGGUUGAUGCGAAAAGAGUUCUUUGAUCCAUUAAACGCCAGAAAAACAUUGCUCGUAUUUUGCUGUGCACUAUCCUGUGUUUUAUUCGUGCAGUACAUAUUUCGCUUGCUCAGCCAGAUUAAGAAACUGCCACCAGGUCCGUGGGGUGUGCCAAUUUUCGGUUACCUGACUUUUAUAGGUCAUGAAAAACACACGCAGUAUAUGAAGCUUGCCAAAAAAUAUGGUGCACUGUUUAGCGCUAAGCUUGGCGCCCAGCUGACCGUAGUUAUAAGUGACUACAAAAUUAUCCGAGAGGCAUUUAAAACGGAAGAGUUUACUGGCCGGCCCCACUCUCCAUUGCUGAAGACAUUAGGAGGAUUCGGGAUAAUCAAUAGCGAGGGACCAUUGUGGAAGGAUCAACGCCGUUUCUUGCACGAGAAGCUGCGUAACUUCGGCAUGACGGUACUCGGAAACAAGAAACAUCUGAUGGAAAAUCGAAUAAUGACCGAAGUAACAGAACUAUUGGUCACGUUGAGUUCCGUAGAAAAUAGGUCCACUGAUCUCAGUCGUUAUCUGUCUGUGUCGGUGAGCAACGUCAUUUGUAAUAUCAUUAUGUCAGUUCGCUUUUCGAUCGAGGAUCCCAAGUUCAAACGAUUUAACUGGCUUAUAGAGGAAGGAAUGCGACUGUUCGGCGAAAUACACACGAUUGACUACAUUCCACAAAUACAAUAUUUACCGGGCAAUAUCAACGCGAAGAACAAAAUAGCAAAAAAUCGCGAAGAAAUGUUUGACUUUUAUCGGGAAAUUAUCGAAGAACACAAGCGAACGUUUGACAACAAUAACAUACGGGACAUUGUCGAUGCAUAUCUUGCCGAGAUCGAAAAAGCACAGGCAGAAGGGCGCGAUGGAGAAUUAUUCGAGGGUAAAGACCAUGAGAUUCAGAUGAUGCAGGUGAUAGCUGAUUUGUUUUCUGCUGGUAUGGAAACAAUUAAAACUACGUUACUGUGGUUGAAUGUGUUCAUGCUUCGUCAUCCUGAUGCAAUGCAGCGUGUUCAGGAUGAGCUGGAUCAAGUGGUUGGUCGCAACCGACUUCCCAGAAUCGAGGACGUCCCAUACUUGCCAAUCACUGAAACGACGAUUUUGGAGGUGAUGAGAAUAUCCAGUAUAGUGCCAUUAGCUACUACUCACUCUCCCAAGAGUGACGUUGUUAUAAAUGGUUACACAAUACCUGCUGGAUCUUACGUUGUGCCACUAAUUAACAGUGUUCAUAUGGACCCAAACUUGUGGGACAAACCAGAGCAGUUUAAUCCAAGCAGGUUCUUGGACGCCGAAGGAAAAGUCCACAAACCUGACUACUUCAUACCGUUUGGAGUCGGCCGUCGGCGAUGUCUUGGAGAUGUACUGGCACGCAUGGAAUUGUUUCUGUUUUUUUCUUCAAUUAUGCACACCUUCACAAUCGAGCUACCGGAAGACGAACCAAUGCCCGGGUUAAAAGGAAUUAUCGGAGUCACAAUCAGUCCACAGGCGUUUCGCGUCAAUCUUAUACCACGUCCACUUCAAACAGAACUGGUAAAUAUGAACACCAUCGGAAUGUGCUGACAAGGAUUGAG
Molecule: messenger RNA, 1618 nt
Organism: Anopheles maculipalpis
Lineage: Eukaryota; Metazoa; Arthropoda; Insecta; Diptera; Culicidae
Gene: Cyp18a1
Product: cytochrome P450 18a1
Exons: 5
Coding region: 6-1607 (533 amino acids)
Biological process (GO): xenobiotic metabolic process
Cellular component (GO): cytoplasm; intracellular membrane-bounded organelle
Molecular function (GO): oxidoreductase activity, acting on paired donors, with incorporation or reduction of molecular oxygen, reduced flavin or flavoprotein as one donor, and incorporation of one atom of oxygen; heme binding; iron ion binding
Source: RefSeq, a predicted model, not a curated record